Messenger RNA from Coregonus sp. 'balchen', 10497 nucleotides. Lineage: Eukaryota; Metazoa; Chordata; Actinopteri; Salmoniformes; Salmonidae. The record is from the annotation of a GenBank genome assembly.
AUGACCUCAGAGCGCUCAGUGGCGCGUGCAUCAGAAGAUCUGGUGAUGGCUGAGCUGGAGUCGCUGCAUUUCUCCGUGGGCAUCCUCGGGAUCUCGGGCGGUAGGUCGAAGUGAAAAUUCUGAUUUCUGACUGAUCAUUUCUAUUUCCAAUACUUUUUAUAUAGCCUUAAACCGUCUAAAGAAGUAGGUCUGUAUUGCGAUAUAUUAUUGAGUUUCUUGAGCUAUGAGAAGUUGAUCAUAAAACAAUACCUAGCAUUGAAAACCGACUAUUGAUGACUUCAUAAUACUUAAUUGAUCGACAAUCGAAGCAUAUUUGAUACAAAAAAAAGGAGUGGGAAGUUUUAUUUGUUGUUAUUUUUCAGUUUUAUUUGGAUUAUCCUAAUAUGUCUUAUAUAAAAUAUUGUGAUCACACAUUUAUUUGUGAAGGUUUAUAUAGUCGCUGUCUGAUGAACUCAAUUUUUUGCCAAUGUACAUUUUUGUACAUUUAUUUAAAGAAGUAACUCCCCUCAAUGUACUCUGAACAUUUCAUGACUCUAGGACCAAGAACAAUUAUUCAAAAUAGCUUCUUGAAGUUUAAAAAUGGUAUGUUUGUUAAUGGGAAAAUAUGGUACUUUUUAAAUAUUUCCUGAAAUGUUUCUGUUUUGGAAAUACGAGGAUUUCAUCACACAGCUAUGAUAUUAUAUGUAUUAUAGUAUACAUGAAUGUAGGCAAUUAAUUAAUUCACUUUUUUAUUUAUUUGGUUGUUUCACAAAAUGGCUGAAUGAGAGAAGUGAGCAAAGGUGGCACAACAGGAUGCAGAGUGGGCUUUUUUUUUUAUUCUGAUGGUAACCAGGUCAAACUACUGAACCUAGUUGUAGCAGGGACCUUAAGAGUUGUCCUAUUGCCUGGGGCAAGUAAAAUAGCAUUUGGAAAGUUGAGCUUGCUCUAAAGUUGACCCAGGUGAUUAAAAAAAACCCUGAAAACAACAAAACUGUAAAGAAUUCCAGUAAACCUAAAACUGAGCUUUCUGGUUAUUCCACAUUGUUUAAGUAAGAGAUGGACAAUUUAUGGCAUUUCUGGCAGCCGGGCAAGUUGAGCCUGCUCUGGGGAUGCCGCAUUAGGCAGGUGAUUAAUAAAACAACAAUAACUGAUCAGCAAAUAAUUAAUUCCAGUAGACUAACAUAGGACUAGGAGCUAUACUGGGGACUGGCAAAAGCAGUAUAUUUUCUUACCUACUACACUGGAAGUGUAACUUUGGGUCAAAGUGAGCAGAGUGCAAACCACGCCCAGGUUUCUCUGAAAUAAAUAGGAGAAGAGGCGUAGUCCGCUCAUCCCACUAGAUUGUAUUUUUAGCAUUUAAAAUGAAUUUCCUGCAUUUUAAAGGCCCAAUGCAGCUGUAAAAAAAAAGGUGCUUAUCUCAAUAUCAAAUAAUCUCUGGGUAACAAUUAAGUCCCUUACUGUAAUAGUUUUCCAUUAAAGGGGUCAAAAAUAAACAAAAAUAGUUAUUUUUUGCAAAAAACUAUUCUCAUGCAAAAAUGUUGUGGGGAGUGGAAGGGCAACAAAGUUGUGCAUUAACCACAGUGUGGAUCAAUCCACCAGAGAAGAAGAGGCUAAUGGGAGGGAAAUGUAGCCUAACCUGAAAACUAGUUGUUAUUAGCAGAGAGGUUUGGAACUGGUCUAUUAACGUAUACCGCAACUCCACCCAUGCUAAACCUGCUGAUUAAGACAUCCUGUGUUGAUUGUAUUUUCAAACAGCAACUAUCAGGAAAUAACAGCUGAGAUGAUCAGCUGUUGUACAAUAUGAUACAACAUUUGAUUUGCUACUGAAUUUUGACUGCACUGGGCCUUUUACAAGGUUUUCCAUUACUCAUGGCCUCUCUGGAAGGUUUGUAGAAAUACACUGAACAAAAAUAUAAAUGCAACAUGCAACAAUUUCAAAGAUUUUACUGAGUUACAGUUAAUAUAAGGAAAUCAGUCAAUUUAAAUAAGUUAAUUAGGCCCUAAUUUAUGGAUGUCACAUGACUGGGAAUACAGAUACACUACAUGACCAAAAGUACAGUAUUUGGACACGUGCUCGUUGAACAUCUUAUUCCAAAAUCAUGGGCAUCAAUAUAGAGUUGGUCCCCUCUUUCCUGCUAUAACAGCCUCCACUCUUCUGGGAAGGCUUUGCCAUCGAUAAAAUGCAAUUGUGUUCGUUGUCCAUAGCUUAUGCCUGCCCAUACCACCUUCCACCAUGGGGUACUCUGUUCACAACGUUGACAUCAGCAAACCGCUCGCUCACACAAAACCAUACACGCUGUCUGAAAUUCUUCGGUUGUGAAAACCCACAGUUUCAUCAGCUGUCCGGGUGGCUGGUUUCAGAUUAUCCUGCUGGAGAAGAAGCCGGAUGUGGAGGUCCUGGGGUGGCAUUGUUACAUGUGGUCUGCGGUUGUGAGGCCGGUGGGACGUACUGCCAAAUUCUCUAAAAUGACGUUGGAGGCAGCUCUGGUUGACAUUCCUGCAGUCAGCAUGCCAAUUGCAUGCUCCCUCAAAACAUGAGAUAUAUGUGGCAUUGUGUUGUGUGACAAUCCCUGUGUAGGGUAUGACAUAGUGAGUAAUCAGUUUAUUUGGGAUAUGAUGGGACCAGAAUUUUUCUAACCAGGUCAGAUAGUAUAAAAAAAAACUCCUGGAAAAACUCCUGGACCUAGGGAGGGUGAAAACUCUGUCUGAAGCAACCAUGUACUUGUUCAUAUGUAUUCUAUUUUAUAACUAGACUAACAGGGGUUUCCGUUACACAGACACAGAGACAACUGCUAUUAGACAAUAGAACUAACAGGGCUGAGCUUGCUUUAUGCAGGGUUGCAUCAUAGGCCUAUAUGCAUAUGUAAUUAAAAGAUUACAGGUGCAUUAACACAGUUUAGCCUAUGUCAUCACUAUUUGUUGAUUUAAUUAUUCCAGUCAAUAAUUUUCAAUUGAAAAGGCCUAGGUAGCCUAGCCAACCGAAGUUUGAAUGCAAUACAACGCCCGCGCAUGUAGUCGGACCGGAACUCGACCAUAGGCUACUAAUUGUGCGCCCAUUGACGAAUCAUGAGGCAACACGUUUGCCCCUUGACCCUGGAUGUGAGUGAAAGUGGUCUGGUGUGUCAGUCAAGUUGCAGUUCAGAAACUUUGCCAAUAGAGGGUGAAUAUGGAGCUGUGUUCAUUGGUUCCUGUCAAACAAUAUACUUUUUGGUGAGUCGGUCUGGUCUAAAGCCUGCUGUGUUUUUAACUUGUGUUUUUUCUGUUGGUUUCUCCUGCAGGUUCUCUGCUGCUGCUGGUGAAUAACUAUGGCAGCACUCCUGACAAAGACUUCAUCCCCCAUACUGCACUGGGGGUGCUGCUGCUCAUCAUCGCUGCCCUGCUGGCAUACUCUGGUAGCCUACCUACUGUUUAUAACUUAUACAAAUUCUAACCCUACUCUGGUACCCUUUUUUACUGCAUAAAGAGUUGACUGUGAUAGCCUACUUAAAACUGCAAUAUCUAACUUUUUGGGUGACACGACCAAAUUCACAUAGAAAUGUGAGUUAUAGACCUGUCAUUCUCAUUUCUAUGCUUCCCUUUCUUAAGUUUCGUUGUUGCGUUCUUUACUUUCGGUUUUGUACACCAGCUUCAAACAGCUGAAAUACAAUAUAUUGAAAAUAUAUUUCACAGCGGUUUAGAUGGUACAAUGAUUCUCUACAUUGCUUGUUCUGUCACAUAAACUAAAAUUAGGCGAACUAUUAGAAUUUUAGCAACCAGGAAAUGGCGGAGCACCUUUAACUAUACUAACAUUUGUACUAUGGCGUGCAUUCAUGAUUUCAUUGUAUUGACUGUAUGUUUGAACGUAGUAUCAGUCAGAGAUAAACAAUUGUUUUUCCCUCCCUCCCUCCCUCCCUCCCUCCCUCCCUCCCACCAGGUGUGCGUCGCAGCCUGUCCCAGUCCCAGUUGUUCUCCAGUGUGUGUCUGACCGUGUCAGCCAUGUGGUGUGGGUCUGGACUGGUCUACCUGCUCGUUGGGGAGGGGGUGGUGGGGGCUACAGAGCUGAGGUCCUCUUUGGUCCCUGGCCUAGCAGCCUUCACCCUGGCCUUCCUCAUGCUGGCUACAGUAUCUGUCCUCCAGAGAGAGGUGUGAUCUAUUAGAUCUAUCUAUUGAUAGAUUAAUUUGUAUUUUAAGCUUAAUUACUAAAGGAUUUCACCCCAAAUACAGUAUAAAAUGUUAAACAGUGUUAGAAUUAGAAUGUAGUGUCAACUAACCCACUAACAGAGGGAUCUAUCUAUCUAUCUAUCUAUCUAUCUAUCUAUCUAUCUAUCUAUCUAUCUAUCUAUCUAUCUAUCUAUCUAUCUAUCUAUCUAUCUAUCUAUCUAUCUAUAUAUCUAUCUAUCUAUCUAUCUAUCUAUCUAUCUAUCUAUCUAUCUAUCUAUCUAUCUAUCUAUCUAUCUAUCUAUCUAUCUAUCUAUCUAUCAAUUUGAAAGGGGUUGAUAAUUGACUAGAAGACACAUUUUACAUUGUUUGCUGUAACGUAUGGAAAAUAAAGUUGUAUUGUAUUGUUGUAUUGUAGGUGGUCCUGUUAAUCAUCUCCCUGUCUAUCAGCCUGGCCUGUGGGCACCAGAUUGCCGGCCUCUCCUCCCCGGGGUUCGGCCAGUCUGCCACGGCCGCCUGCUAUCUGCUGGUCACCCUGGUGGGGGCGUAUUUUGGCUGUGGUCGCCUGCUCUCCUUUAUCACCCAGGGAAGGGUGGAGGCUCCUGGGACAGGGCUGAGGAGAAGGGCAGAGUGUCAUGGGUCAGGGGUCAGAGCUCCAGAGGACUGUAACGACGUGGGGCCUGUAGGCCUGGUGAUGAAUCUGCUGUCUGCUAGUGUGUUAGCCUGCCCCCUACUGGCUGUGGUUCCUCAGCUCGCUCCGGGUCACGUCCCCUGGCUUUGGACGGCUGCUGUAUUCCAGCUGGUGGUGUGUGUCCUCUCCUACAGAUCCAUGGACUCCCUGACCGCCACCUUCUACGGCUUCACCUCCAUCCUGCACUUCGCUGAGGGCUACAUCGCUCUCCUCACAGCCUUCUCCAUCCACCCCUCCUCCCCUAUCCCCUUUCCCGUCGUCUUUGCUGUUCUAUUCUUCAUCCUGGCUCUGUUCAGCUGUCAGAAGAGUCUAGCUGAGGGUCUCUACCAGCUGUUCUACGUAGCGUAUACUAUCGCCCUCGCAGCCCAGCCCUCACGCUCCUUCCAGUCUGGGGCGCAGGGCGUCCAGGCGGCCAUCUUUAUUGUGUCAACCGUGAUGUUACUGGUCACCUCCUAUAACAACGUCUCGGCCAAUAGGAUUCCUACAGGGGAGGGCGUGUUCAAGGCCCUGGUGACGCGUGUCAGCGGCCUGACUCUCCGCCCCCAUGACAGACACAGCCACGCUCCCUACCUUGGCUACUCCAGGUAUGCUGACGCAGAGGUGUUAGGUCACGCCUGCUCCGUCCUCGCUGUCUUCUCCAUCACGGCGUCCACGGGGGACCGGGCCCCGCUGGGCGUGCUGGUCCUGCCCUGGGCCGUGGUGGCAGGCGGCGUCCUCCAGCUGCUGGUCGGCUCCGUGGCUUUCUCCCGUGGUAAGACCCUAACCCUGGAGGUUUCACACAAGAUUAACACAUUCCAUUUUCAAUUUGAAUGUUGUAUUUAGGAACUAGUAAAAAUGCACUCUAUCCAAACAAGCUUUUCAGGUGUUUGUGAAAGCGAAGAUUAGGUUGUAGAAUGCAUUUUUUAUGUGUUACAAUUUGUAAUGAUUGUAUAUCCAACAUUUAACGUGUACAUUUCCGGUAGGUAAGACCCUUGAGAGCAUGGCGUUCAUCCUGUACGGUGUCAUGUGGUCCAUCUGGGGGCUGACACGGUACGGCAGGCUCUAUGGGGACACACAGGGAUUCAACCUGGCUGUGGGUAUCAUCAGCUUCCUGUUGUUCAACAGUCUGGUGACGGUAGGAGCACUAUUCCUGAACGUAGCCUGGGUUGUCUAUGCCGCAACCUUUCACCUCAUUAUCAUCUCCUUCCUCCUGGACGCCAUGGGAGCACUGCCUUAUGGGUAUGACAUCGGGGUGUCAAUCGUGUUUGGCCUGAUGUCAUUCUACUGUUUCCUGUCUGGUCUGUUCAGCCUGACCUUCCUGACCCCCCAGUUGCCCCUGGGACGGGCGUUAGUCAGGCUGAGUGGGAUGGGAGAAGGAGGGAGGGACACCUGUCUUCAUGUCCCCGCACGCAAGGCCACCGCCGUCCACCAGAUAGCAGGUGAAACAUAAGGGGGCGCCUAACCUGGGCUCCAUCCCAAAAGGCACCCUUUUUUCUAUAUAGUGCACUUAUUUUGACCAGGGCCUGUAGGGCUCUGGUCAAAAGUAGUGCUUUAUGUUAUAGGUGCCACUUGAGACAAAGAACUGGUCACCAACUGUGCUCCUGGUGAAAUACUGUGGGUGCAGGGUUUUGCUUCAUUCCAGUACUAACACACCUGAUUCAAAGUCCUGGUGAGCAGAAUGCAGGGUCUCAGUGCUGGGCUGAAACAGCAAAUCUGCACACCCAGUAGCUCUUUGGAACCAUGACAACCAUUGGUGUAGUCUAGUGCAUCAUUCUCAUUAAAACACUACGAAUAACAGGCUGUAUGUGUAUAUAUGUGUGUGUGUAUGUGUGUGUGUGUGUGCGUGUUGAGGCUGACAGGACCACUUCAUCGCAAGUUCUUUAGGUCUUUAGUUAGUUGGGUUAUUGAUGUGUCUCAACCCAACUCUCCCUAUCCCUCUGUGUCUCCAGAGAUCAUGAAGAGUGGAGGUAUAUGUGGGAUGCCCACUGACACGGUCUAUGUGCUGGUGGCAGCUUGUAACAGACCGGAUGCUGUGGAGAAGGCCUACAAGUGAGUUACAAUUACACUGCAUACUAGGUUAUUAUACGUACAUUGUAGAAGAUAAUUUCAUCAGAUUAAAUGAAUAAACUUUGUACUCACAAUGCUUCAUAGUGGUAGGCUGGUCCCAGAUCUAUUUUAGUUGUCUUGCCAUCUCCUCUGUCACAACCAAGACAGUUCAAACAGAUCUGGGACCAGGCUAUCAUAGUGCAUUUAAACAAACUAUUCUCCUUGUCUCUCCCUGUGUGCUGCAGGUGUAAGCAGCAUGUUGUUGAUGACACUCAACUACUUUUCUCCUUCCCCCUUCUGACAUCCAGGUGGCGACACGCAUCUCUGCGUGCCUGGCAGAUAUCGCAACUUGCAUGUCGGCCAACCACCUCAAGCUCAAACUCGACAAGACGGAACAGCUUUUCCUCCCGGGGAAGGCCUGCCCACUCAAAGACCUCUCCAUCACGGUUGACAACUACACAGUGUCGCCCUCCCAGAGUGCAAAGAACCUUGGCGUGAUCAAAUCAAAUUGUAUUUGCCACGUGCCAAAUACAACAGGUGUAGACAUUACAGUGAAAGGCUUACUAACAAGCCCUUAACCAACAAUGCAGUUUUUAAAAGAAAAAUGUAAAAUAUAAAAGUAUUAAUUAAGAAAAAAAAAAAAUAAAAGCAAAUAGCUAAAGAGCUAUUUGUUGGACAACACCCUGUCGUUCUCUGCAAACAUCAAAGCAGUGACCCGCUCCAGCAGAUUCAUGCUCUACAACAUCUGUAGAGUAAGACCCUACCUCACACAGGAAGUGGCGCAGGUCCUAAUCCAGGCACUUGUCCUCUCCCGUCUGGACAACUGCAACGCACUGUUGGCUGGGCUCCACACUUGUGCCAUCAAACCCCUGCAACUUAUCCAGAACACUGCAGCCCACCUGGUUUUCAACAUUCCCAAGUUCUCUCAUGUCACCCCGCUCCUACGCACACUCCACUGUCUUCCAGUUGAAGCUCACAUCCACUACAAGACCAUGGUCCUUACCUACGGAACAGCAAGAGGAACUGCCCCUCCCUACCUUCAGGCUAUGCUCAAACCCUACACCCCAACCCGAGCACUCCGUUCUGCCACCUCAGGUCUCUUGGCCCUCCCACCCCCCAGGUCCCGCUCAGCCCAGUCCAAGCUCUUUUCGGUCCUCCCACAAUGCCCAUCUUCCGAAAACAUCUGAAACCUUCAAACAGUAUCUAAAAUAAUCCUCCUCCUCACAUUGACCGCUUACCCCCCUUCUAGCUCUGACUACUGAUAGCUACGUUAUUGAGGAACAAUGUACUUUCUACGACUGUGAUAUGUGGUUGUCCCACCUAACUAUCUUAAGAUGAUUGCACUAACUGUAAGUCGCUCUGGAUAAGAGUGUCUGCUAAAUUACCAAAAUGUAAAUAACCUAUUCUACCUGUCUCUCCCUGUGUGCUGCAUGUGUGAGCAUCAUGUUAAUAACCUGUUCUACCUGUCUCUCCCUGUGCAGGUGUAAGCAGCAGGCUCAGGACCGACCCAUGUCUCUGUGGGUGUCCUCUAUAAACCAGUUAGAACCGGUCAGAUCCCUGCUGUCUGCCCUGCUCUGGGACUUCAUGAGCGCAGCAUGGCCCUCCUCUAUCAGCAUGGUCAUAGCCAGGGGUGGGUUAUUAACACUGUGUGUGUGUGUGUGUCUGUGUGUGUAUGUGUGUGCAUGUGUUUUUUGUGUAUGUAGUGUAGUGUAUGUGAGUUAUUAUGAUGAGUUCUUCCUGUCUUCCCCCACCAGGUCCGUGGAUGGAGAUGUUUGGUCUGGGGGAAUCAGCUAAACACAUCGGAACCCCUCAGAGCAUUGCUAUCAGGAACCCAAACUGUGCUGUGGCUACUCAUCUUAUCAACCUGGUGCGAGCCCUAACCCUGACCCCUGACCUCUAUCCCUAACCCUGACCCAAACCCCUGACCUUUAAUCCUAACCCUGACCCUGACUGUGCUGUAGCAACACACCUCAUUAACCUGGUAUGAUCACGGAUUAAUUACAAAAGCAUCCACACCCUGUAGCUUUCUGGGACCAGGGUUGUAGUACAUAUAUACUACAUACAGUAUACAGUAUCUAAAUGGAUGCUUGCCAUCAUUGCCAGAUAAUAUUAUUUUCUUAUUUCUGUCCUGUAGGUGGGUCCCAUUGCUGUGACGUCAGCCAACCCCACAGGAGAAGCAGACACCACACACCACAACCAGGUGUAUGCCAAGCUGGGAGACAAGGUGAAAUAGACACACAGACAUAUCAUAGUUCAGUUGAGUCAAAACUACAUUUGGAAAUGUAAAAUAAAUAUUGUGAUUGUCUCUCACUCACUCACUCAGUCACUCACUCACUGUCUGUGUGUCUGUCUGUCUGUAUGUGUGUCUGUGUGUCCGUCUGUCCAUCCGUCUGUCUAGGUGGAUGGUGUGUUGUGUGAUGGCCCGUCCCCAGAGAACAUCGCCUCCACUGUGGUUGACUGCACCAAGAUAGACAGUGGUCAUAUUGGAUUCUUUCGAGUGGGUCUCAUUCCCAAGUCUCAGGUAAACACAAGGACGCUAACAUGGCAAGAACCUAAAAACUGACACCAACCUGAAGCACCGACCGUUAACAUGAUAAGACUUGACAUGACAGGAACACCACCUCAAGCUCAUGUACUGUAUGUAAUGUAUGUUGUGGUGUGUGCGUGUGAGUGCAUGUGUGUGUGUGUGUGCAUGCAUGCCUUUUAGGGGCCCUUGGUUGGGGGCCCCCGCCCACCCUCGCGGGCAAAACAUUUUAGUGGCCCCCCUCUUGACGGCGGAGAGAAAACAUUUAAGUUUGAAGUUAAUUUCCUGCAAUUCUACACAUUUUUCCAUUGGGCGAAGAGAAAAUGUUGCAGUUUUAAAGCAAGUUUUCUGUAAUUCUACACAUUUUGCCAUGGGGCGGCGAGAAAAGGUUGCAAUUUUAUAACUAAUUUCCUGCAAUUCUACUCGUUUUGCCAUGGGGUGGAGAGACAAAUGUGCAGUUUUACAGCUAUUUCCCUGCAAUUCUAUACAUUUUGCCAUGACUUAUGCCAUGUUAAUGUGAUAUCUGAGUGAGAGCGACUAACAAAAUCAAUGGGGGCCCUCUGGAGGUUAGGCCGCUGGGAAUGUGCACUUCGUGCCCGGUCGGUAAUUGGGCCAUGAUUACUACAAGUUUAGAUAGCUGGGUAGACUAAUUUACCAAUCUAAAAAUGGUUUGCUGACAUGGGCUAAUUGAGUUACUGUCAGUGGCUGACAUAACAAGAGGAAAACUGCUGAUGCACAAACACAUUUCAAAAUUGCACCUUGUGUAUUCUAGUAUUCUAAAUUGAGACCCAAAAAGUAUUUAUUUGGGGGGGUCGUGGGCCCCCUAGCGGCGACCGCCUGUGUCGCUUAUGCCCUGGGCCGGCCCUGCGUGCAUUUGUCCUGUACAAUGUCUGUAAUGUUAUGUGUGUUUCUCUACCAGGUGCUCCAGAUCUUUGAGGAGGUCCAGAAGAGGCACUCUCACGGUCAGAUUAAUCCAGGGUUUGAAGCAGACCUCACAGAGCCUGAUCCUAACCCUAACCUCACAGACCCUCAGAGAAACACAGAUGAAGACAACACAGAGUCUACAGAGUCCUCAACUGUUCCUCCACCCACCCAGUCUCCUGCCUACAUAGACACCUCUACACUAGCAACACAACCAUGA